Molecule: messenger RNA, 1153 nt
Organism: Histoplasma capsulatum G186AR
Lineage: Eukaryota; Fungi; Ascomycota; Eurotiomycetes; Onygenales; Ajellomycetaceae
Exons: 4
Coding region: 1-465 (154 amino acids)
Source: RefSeq, a predicted model, not a curated record
AUGCAUAUUCAGCCAGAGACUUGCAAAGCGAGUCAUCAUGGACAGCUACAAUUGACACCCGUCUGCUGGGUAAAUCUACCUAUCACAAGGCGAGCAAGGCGACAAUUUUGUAUUAAGUUUAAGCUUUCAAGGAGCACAAAUGAUACACUAGAGACAUUUCGGAUACUAGCAUUCCCAUUCAUAUUGGCCCGAGGUGUUUCAAGAAACCGCAUCGUGCCACACAGUCUAAUCGAUCGCCAAGUGUUUGUCGCAGGUGCCCGGCCGUUGGCGUUGUUGCCUCUCCUUUCCCCCACUAUUUUCUCGCGCUUUGUGUGGCUGGAGCUUGUAACCGACAAGAAAAGCAUCAUCCGGACGCUUGGCCUAACGCUGUUCCUUUACCGGCUCGAAAUUCAGCUAUCUGGCCCUGCAGCAUCCUCGGGGAACAUCUCGCAGUGUCAGGGACAAUCUCCUCCAUUAAGUCGAUAACUAAUUAUUAACUGGUAUCUUCCAGAUGCCUGGAUUAGGGGAAGGUUUUAGAUCUGCUAUUUAUUUUGACUUUUUCAGUAGCAAACUGCAUUGCAGAGUGGAUGCGACAGCAAUUGAAGUGUAUCGCAACAGAUCGUCCUAUUGGGUUGAAUAAGAUACUCGAACAAACCACGCUAUGAAGUGCUUCGAGGGGAAAAUCACACAGGAGCGGCAGAAUCGGGUAUCAGUCAUUGGGGACAUAUAUCUCGGCCGCAACCUAUUUUUGAGAAUUGGUUUGACGAGAACAAUAGCAACCGUCGUGAUGGCAAUAAAUAUCCAUGCAGUUCAUUGAUGUCUACUUUCAGUGAGAAGUAAGGGGGUUUGGGGGAUAUGUGGUGCUGGACCCAGCGGAUCGAUCUGUCCCUUGGCCAGCUGGCGAGUCGCUAUUUUUAAAAAUUUCAGAAGAGGGCUGAACUGUUGAAUACCCUGCGUGUGGGAUUCAAGCUAUCAUUUUCCAGAAUACAAAGCAAAAGAAGUCAAGGAAAAGGGGAGAAAUAAUCCCCGUUAAUUUCCUUAGAUUUCCGAGGGUCCAUCGUAAGCUCUGAAAAGUGCUGUCACAAGAGCAUAACGGGCCCCUGAAUCAUGACAGGCCUAUUGCGUAUUUACAAGGAAGAAUUCUGAAUUAAGUCAGCUCAUAAAGCUUUCUCUC